AUGGCAGAAGACAGUGCGAACACAACAGGCGCGACAAGCUCUGAGCCAUCGCACCUGGAGAUGAUGGCUUUCGUGGCGGGCCUUCGAGUCGACCGCAUCAUAGACGUAUACAUUGGCAAGAACACGGACGCCUGCCAAAUCCCAGAGUCGACGCUUAUCAACACGUCCCCCGUCUUUGUAAAAGCUCUGCAACAUCAGCAUCUCGGAGGCGACCCUCCAGACACACUUCGCUUCCCCGACGACAACGCUGGCUCUUGGAUCAUGCUGCUUUGGUGGAAGGCCAAGGGCAAUGUGCCAACUCCGCGCUGCAACUUUCGCACUGAGACAUUCGUUCAAGCCUGGAUCAUGGGCGACAAGUACGAUAUCAAGGAUUUCCAGGACGACCUGAUGCUGGAAAUCAUUGUCCACCUGGAGACGAACGUGCUAGAUCUCCGAACAGCAAAACUCGCGUUCGAAAACACUGUGCCAGGCUCACCCCUUCGCACUCUGAUGGCCGAAGAACUGGCGGAUCAGGUACGGCAGGAAGAUGGCGCCAAAGGAUUCCAGGAGAUCUUUUCCAUGUUCGAAGGCGUCGUUGGCUUCACGGCUGAGGUGGUGGAAGCACUGGACACUUACGAGAACUGUGGCAAGGACAAUCUGAAGAAGGAGAGGUCGAAGCAGCAUCUCGCAAGGUUCAUGGUGGGAGACGGGCCUCGUAGACGCAGCGUGCAAUAG
Saxophila tyrrhenica is the source of this 714-nucleotide messenger RNA. RefSeq lists its product as uncharacterized. The transcript has 2 exons. The coding region runs from base 1 to 714 and encodes 237 amino acids. The record is from RefSeq and is a predicted model, not a curated record. NCBI's taxonomy places the organism in Eukaryota, Fungi, Ascomycota, Dothideomycetes, Mycosphaerellales, Extremaceae.